CUUUUGGCUUCCCAGACACUGGCAGACAGAAGUUGACCAUGACGACCACUACUCAUGCAGAUGAUGAUGAGAAGGACGCUUCUCUCAAAGGCUGCUCUCCAGCAGCCCAGGAGUGGCGGUCUAGGUUGGAAGAUGAUGGAUUCUGUGUCAUUCCGUCAGUCCUAAGUGACGAAGAAUGCCGCCAAUCCAUGGACCAAAUUUGGUCCUUUGCAAAAGAUACCAGCUAUGGCGCCAUGGAUCGGCAGGAUCCUUCGACUUGGCCGUGCGAUCAGAAGAUGUUUCAGUCUCGAGGCGCCGGUUGGUUGCUGCAUACUGUCCGAGAAUCCGUGGCGGAUCGUGUGAUCCAACCCUUGCUGGGAACGUCACGGUUGCUGUGUUCUCGAGAAGGAUUUGUUUUUCAUCAUCGACCAUCCACUUCCACACAACACCAUGAUACAGCCAACGACCAAGAGAUCUCCUUUCAACGAUGUACGGAACUCCUGGUAGACAAUAGGCAACAGCACCCCAAAGAUGAAAACCAGAAUCCUCUUGAAGAGUCGGAAGUUGCCCAGAGCAGGACAAUAGUGCGGUCUUUGGUGUGUUUGGAAAAUCAAAUGAUAGAAGGAACCGAUGGAUGCUUCAUUUGCUAUCCAGGUUCUCAUCGUCACAAUCAUCAUCAGCCUGGCCAAGCUACAAUGCACGAAAUUCCAGAGGGUCAAGAUCAUCCCAAACCACGCCGUGUCUUGCUUCGAAAGGGCGAUGUGUUGCUUUUUGAUCCAGGGUUGCUUCACGCUCAAGUCUCACCAUCGAGAGCCACACCCCUGGUACUGGCAUACAGCACCUUUCAAAUAAUAUCCUCCAAAGCAUUCCAACCUGCCCCUCCAACCUACGCCUACAAACUACGCCAUACCAGUGAUUGCCGACCCUGGAACUUUCCUACUCCCAACACCACUCCCUGGAAAGCAAAGGACACCACUGUACAAAAUACAACAAUAUCCCCGUUCCGUCCCUACUAUCGAACCAGUCCUCCCGUACUCACCAUUCGAGGGGCACAACUACAUGGACUUCUGCCUUAUCAUGAUGAAGAGGAGGAAGGAAAUGUCGUGACGUCCCUGGACAACGAAAUUCGUCGUGCCAUUAUCCGAGGAGUUCGUUUGAGCCCGGAAUCUCUUCCGACCCUACCAGGACCACCACCAUCACCGAAUAGUCCCGCUAGUAGUUGCCAUGGGAUGGUGCAACGAAUAGAAGCUCCCGACAACCCCGACAUUGUCAUGGGACAAGACAAAUACCUCGGUGGCAUGAGCUCACCGUGUGGGACAUAUGUUUAUGGCGUCCCGGGAACGGCACGACGGGUCCUCCGGAUACGAGUUGCCGAUGGUACCAUGGAUACGUUUGGACCGGCGUUUGAAGGAAAGUUCAAGUGGUUGCGGGGUGUGGAAAUUCCACCCAAUAGUGAUUCGACAAAAAUAUAUCCGUCGGGCUGCUGUGUGGCAUUGCCGUGCAAUCAUCCCUCCGUGUUAAAGAUCAAUCCCGCGACCGACGAAGUGUCUACAUUUGGAACCGACGUCAUUCAGAAUUGUGGAGCCUCGCGAUGGUUGUAUCAUGGAGGCGUCUUGGCGGACAAUGGCUUUGUCUAUGCCAUUCCAGCCAAUGCGAAUCGCGUCCUAAAGUUCCAUCCAGCCACCGAACAGGUCUCGUUCAUUGGACCAACGUUUGAUAGUGGAAAUUGCAAAUGGUUUGGAGGCAUUCUCGCUAGCAAUGGCUGCAUCUAUGGCAUUCCCCACAACGAGACUGGCGUGUUACAAAUUGAUCCACGAACCGACAAUGUAUCCGUCUUGCUCCAAGAUGACGGAAGUGCCCUACCUAGCGGGCAAUGGAAGUGGCAUGGUGGAUUGCUAGCGAAUGGAUCCAAGAUUAUUGGCUUUCCCAACAAUGCUGACGAAGUCUUGAUUAUAGAUUGCAACAAGGGUGAUGGAAAGCCUUCUGUCUACACCGUUGGCAAAGAUUCGGGUAUUCUUCGAUCUGGCCGACAUCGGAUUCCGCAAGAUGGUCGCUACAAAUACUUGGGAGGAGCGCUCACGCUGGAUGGACGAUUUGCCUAUCUGUUCCCAUGUGAUGCCGAGCAAGUACUCCGCAUUGACUGCCAUACAGAUGAACUUGCCUUGGUGGGGUGUCUGUUGCUCGACGGAGAGAACAAGUUUCAGAAUGGUUUUGUUGGCCGGGAUGGUUGCCUCUACGGCAUUCCACAGCGAGCCACUGGCGUUCUACGCGUCAUUCCAGCUCAAUUUGAUGAAGCUGGAAACGAAGUGGAAAAGGACCAUGUUGACAUUUUGGAUUAUGGAGAAGAUCUUGUUGGCGUGAAGGACCUCUUUGAAGGUGGGGUAUUGGGUCAAGACGGUUGCAUUUAUUGUAUCCCAUUACGUGCAAGAGUGUGUGUGAAAGUUGUCCCACCACUACCUGCUGGGGCUUGUUGAUGCUAUAGUUAGUUUUAAGUUGCUUAGAUCAAAUGGGUAGGCGAUCGCUUGAUCAAUCAAAUUUUGUUCUUUCAUUCCGAGCUUUUGGGACAACCUUUCUUGCCAAAAGGGUAGAUAGUUUUACAUGUAUGCCUACUUGAUGCCAGGGUCAAUUUGUUACUUCUUGGCCUCCUCUUCCUUGCUGCUACCGCCACCCUUGGUAAACAUACCCGCAUUGCGCUGGAUUUCACCUUCAAUCUCCUCCUCCGUGGCAUAGGGCGGCCCAAAGAAUCCGGGACGGGCAAAGGGAAUGUUCAAUCCCUUCUGCACGGCCUCGCGCUUCAUCAUCAUAUCGAUCCAAGCAUUGAGGGCAUCGAGACCGGUCACGUCCACCAUCGCCCAAAAGUGUGUCGACGCGUAGGUAAAGGCAUUGACAUCGGCAAUGGUAAGAUGCUUUCCCAACAAAAAGGGUCCUCCGCUGGACUGAAGCUGCUGAUCGAGCACCUUCAGCAAUCCCCGACUCUGGUUGGUGUAACGCUGAAUGGCGAAUUCGUUGUUCUCUCCCUUUGUUUUGGCAAUGCGGUUAAAGAACAUGGCAUUCCCCAUAGCGGGAGCAAGGCCCGUGGCACUGAACAACAUCCACUGGCGGAUGGCCCAGUGGAGCUUGGCGUCACUUUCGGCGGUGGGAAACAUGGUGGGCUGUUUGUGGUGGUACUUUCCGGCAAGGUACUCCAAAAUGGCGGCAGAUUCAGCCAAAAAGACGCCAUUGUCAGCAUCAUACAAUGCCGGGAUCUGACCUUUGGGAUUGAUUUUGAGGUACUCUGCAUGGAGGAGUGCGCGGCAAAAAAAGGAAAUUUACUCAAGGGUUUGGGGUCGGGGACCUUCUCUUGUCAUUGAUAAGCCGCAUGUUUGCAUUUUCCUAC
Seminavis robusta is the source of this 3355-nucleotide messenger RNA. The record is from the annotation of a GenBank genome assembly. Lineage: Eukaryota; Bacillariophyta; Bacillariophyceae; Naviculales; Naviculaceae.